CUCAUGUAAUACCUUUGCGUUAUAUUAUUCUACCACCAUAAUGCCAUUGUUCAGAUUGACUUCAAUUGUGAGUGGGCUGAGAUUGUUUGUUGGUGAUGGCGCCUCCCUCCCUCAAAUCAUCAGAUUGCUCAUUGAUCGGACGCAAGAUAAACAAGUGCUCAUUGGCAACAAGCGUAUCACUGACUGAUCCAUUGAGUGACUCUUUGACUCUUUCACCAGGAAGGGAGGUCAUCGUUCGACAUUUGAAUCGUCGAAACUCGUCGAAAAACGAAGCACCACUCAAUGGAAAGUUGUUCAAAGGACACAAAGUGCACAUCACAUUACUUAACAUUUCUGUUCAGUAUGGGUUUGAUUUGGAGCAAAACACCCGUCAAGUGCAUCGAUUGUUCAGCCGAUUUCAACAACUCGACCACGACAACACCCAAUACCUGACCAAAGAAGACCUCCAUCACAUCAAAGAGAUCAUAUUAAAUCCAGUGGGCGAUCGCAUUGUGGACUUCUUUUUCGUCGGAAACAUCGAGCACUUGACCUUUCCCAUGUUUGCUAGAAUAUUUGCCAUAUUCAGACCUCUCAAGAAGCACACACCCAACUCAGACAUUAACUCCAGAGAGUCUAAGCUGAAGUUACUAUUCAGUUUGGUCGAUUCCAACGAGGAUGGAAGCAUUUGCAAAGAGGAUCUUUUUGAGCUCCUGGAAAUGAUGAUGGGAGCCAAACUCGGUGAGGAACAAUUGCACUUGAUUGUGGAUCGAGUUUUGAGUGAGGCUGAUGAGGAUCAGGACGGGCUAAUUAGUUUGGACGAAUUCCGAAAGGUAACCGAGGAUUUGGACGUUCAAACCGAACUCUCUUUUAUUUCGUUCUCAUGAUCGUCAAGGUCAUUUAAUAGUCCAACUGAAUACUACGAAUUAUACCAAUAGCAAACAAUGCUCGUAAAUGUUGGAAACCGAAUACUACGAAUCAUACCAAUAGCAAACAAUGCUCGUAAAUGUUGGAAACUGAAACUGAAAUACAGUUAAUGAAAGCGAAAAGGUGAAUAAAAGGAUCAUGACUACUGA
Molecule: messenger RNA, 1052 nt
Organism: Tigriopus californicus
Lineage: Eukaryota; Metazoa; Arthropoda; Copepoda; Harpacticoida; Harpacticidae
Product: calcineurin B homologous protein 1-like
Exons: 6
Coding region: 96-863 (255 amino acids)
Molecular function (GO): calcium ion binding
Source: RefSeq, a predicted model, not a curated record